Molecule: messenger RNA, 5527 nt
Organism: Zootoca vivipara (common lizard)
Lineage: Eukaryota; Metazoa; Chordata; Lepidosauria; Squamata; Lacertidae
Gene: NT5DC2
Product: 5'-nucleotidase domain containing 2
Molecular function (GO): 5'-nucleotidase activity
Source: RefSeq, a predicted model, not a curated record
UCGAGAGUAAAUAGGCAGCCAACGUAACUUUUUCAGAAUCGGUUUAAUACGAUUUCGUCCAGCUCUGCCGGGUAAAAUUCUAGCAGUUGCAUCAGCACUCAUUAAAGCUUUCCGCUUGCCUUCAAAGGCAGCCCCCCGAACAGCCCAUUAUAGUACUGUAAUCCGUUCAGAUACACUUGUAGUUUGCCAAACAGUCACAGCUGGAAAAAAGCCGUCCGUGCCACUGGGAGCACCUGGGCCUGUGAUGACAAUGCUGGAUCCAAGAACACACCCCGCGGCAAGAACCGCUGCCCAACACAAUCGUCGAGCGCGCAGUCUUUUGGAAAACAUCGCCGUACUGAAUGAUUUAAAUGCCCUCCAGCGGGGCGGGCGAAAGGGCUCACGGGUGUGGUAGUCCUUGGCUCCUGGAAUACUCGGAGGGAGGCUUCGUGGAAAAGAUUCGCUCAGCCUACAAAUCCCAAGUCGCCACGCAGCGCCUGGGUUCGGAGACCCCGCCGUCUGCUCCUCCUCGCAAGGGGGUCUUCUCCUGAUGGGGCGCCAGGGAUUGGUCAGCUUGGCUGCGCUUCCAUUGGCUGGCUGCUUGGCUCUUGCGCGGCGGCGGCUGGAGAAGUUGCGUCGCGCGGCCGGUAGGCAGAGCAGGGGACUGCGAGGGGCUGAGGUGGCCCUUUCGUGCUUCUCUGAGGUUAUGCCCUUUUAACCCCCCCACGGAAGAGGCGUCCUGCCGCCCCGGAGAGGCUCUAUGGCUGCCGCGGGACUCAAGGCUGCGGGCGGCAGCGUGUGGAAGAGCGGUGGAGUCGGUCUGCAGCUGGUGGCCGCUGCCGCUUCCACUCACAGUUGCGCCUCUAAAGGCAGCGGAGACGGGCGCGCUGGCUGCAGCCAGCCGAGGGCCCACCAGCACCAGUCGGCGGGACACGCGCCGCCGCCGCCCUCCUUGAACAGCAAAGUCAAGAGAGCCGGGGACUCCAGCCAUGCAGCCACUGCCCCCUUGGGCAGCCCCGUCGAAGGGGUCGACACCAAGUCCUUUCUCUGGGCCAGGUACCACGAGAUGAAAAAGCUGGUUUACGAUCUCCUCCCACCAGGGGUCUGCAGUCUUCUUAACCCAGCAGCUAUUUAUGCAAAUAAUGAGAUCAGUCUGGGAGAUGUGGAGAUCUAUGGCUUUGAUUAUGAUUACACAUUAGCGCAAUAUUCAAAUUUGUUACAUUCUAUGAUAUUCAACACUGCCAGAGACAUCUUAAUUGAACAGUUUAAGUACCCAGAAGGACUCAGAAAAUAUGAAUAUAUUCCUGGAUUUGCCAUAAGAGGGCUUCACUAUGAUGUCCACAAGAGCCUUCUGAUGAAGAUUGAUGCUUUCCACUAUGUUCAGUUGGGUACUGCAUAUCAAGGACUGAAACCAGUGCCUGAUGAAGAGGUUAUUGAGAUGUAUGGCGGAACCCAGCAUAUUCCAUUAUACCAGAUGAGUGACUUUUACGGCAAGGGUCCAUCAAUUAAGCAGUUUAUGGACAUCUUCUCCCUUCCUGAAAUGACUCUGCUUUCAUCCGUGACUGACUAUUUCAUGACUCACAAUAUUGAGUAUGACCAAGUUCAUCUUUACAAGGAUAUAAGUGAUGCCAUUAAAGAUGUCCAUGUGAAAGGAAUGAUGUACAAAUGGAUUGAAAAGGACAUGGAAAAAUAUAUUCUUCAUGGAGAUGAAACUUAUGCUGUCCUAAAUCGACUGGUUAACCACAACAAAAAACUAUUUCUUAUCACAAACAGUCCUUUUAGCUUUGUUGAUAAAGGAAUGAAGCACAUGGUUGGGAAGAACUGGCGAGACCUUUUCGACAUGGUCAUUGUGCAAGCAGAUAAGCCGAAUUUCUUCACUGAUAGACGCAAACCCUUCAGGAAAAUGGAUGAAAAAGGUUCACUUCAUUGGGAUAAAAUAAGCAAACUGGAAAAGGGGAAAAUUUACAAACAGGGCAAUCUGUUUGAUUUUCUGCGGCUAACAGGCUGGCGGGGGUCCAAAGUCCUUUAUUUUGGUGACCAUUUGUACAGUGAUCUUGCAGAUCUCAUGCUGCGGCAUGGUUGGAGGACAGGUGCCAUUGUUCCAGAACUUGAAACAGAAAUCCGAAUCAUUAAUACAGAACAAUAUAUGCACUCUUUGACUUGGCAGCAGGCUCUUACAGGACUUUUGGAGAGAAUGCAGAUGUAUCAAGAUGCAGAAUCUAGGCAGGUGCUACUCGAAUGGAUGAAAGAACGACAGGAAAUUAGGUCACUUUCAAAGAAUCUUUUUAACCCCCAAUUCGGAAGCAUCUUUCGAACCUUCCACAACCCAACCUACUUUUCUCGAAGACUGAUCCGUUUCUCUGACAUCUACAUGGCAUCCAUCAGUUGCCUGCUGAACUAUGAUGUCAACUUCACCUUCUACCCCCGGCGCACUCCACUGCAGCAUGAAGCUCCCCUCUGGAUGGACCAGCUCUGCACUGGUUGCAUGAAGACUCCAUUCUUGGAGGAAAUGGUGCAUAUCCGGUGAAAGGAUCUGUACGUCCCACUGCUGCGAUACAGUUGUUAUAUAUGAAGGGCCCAACAGCUUAGCCUUAGAUUGCAACCUGGUUACAGUGUGUGCCCAUUGCUGUCCUUUGCCUCCCAGCACUUCCUAAUAGAUACUCAAGAUGAAUGAGUGAAAACUGUACAAGCUGUACAAAUUAUGUCUUAGAAAUGCUUCACUGAUAAGAAGUCCAAAGGUAAAUUAGGUUCCUGUGCAUUGUCUCCAUAAAGAAGUUCCUUUUACAUAGAGAUUCUACCCAAAAUGUUCAGAUCCAGAGUUUGUCCACUGUGUAGCCGUGAUCCAAUGAUAUUCUCAGAACAUGUUGAUACUAUACAGCUCUAUUUGUCCAUGUCUCUACCCAGACUUUUAGAUGUGACUUAGCUGUGAUUAUAUUGGCAAAUAGCUCUGGAUGUAUUCCUACGGAAAUGUGGACACAUUUACAUUCUUAAGACCUAACCCAGAAUCACUUUUGGUUCAUUAGCUCUGUGAUGCACUCUAAAUCAUUGGCAAAAGAAUUUUAAACUUUCAUAACUGCCAGCAGCUCUGAAUGUGCUAGAUUAACACUUGAUUAGGUUAUAAAUUCAAAGGUGCUAGCUUGUGUCUCUUUGCACAACUGAGCACAGUAUAAUAAACAACAUAUAGCCAAUUCAGUUUUAUGUACAAAUGUAGUGAUCGACAGAGCUUAUUGUUAGCAUGGCCCGGAAGGGCUAAACAAGCAAAGUUUCUCACCCGGUAGAUCAAUGACUGCUGCUGAGAGCAUAGUGAGAUUUCACAAUAGGUAGUGUGCAUUUAUGCUAGAGCGUGGAUUGGUCCACAUGUACCACUUGAUUAUUACACUUUGACUCAUAGCACAAUGUGUGACCUGACCAUUGGAAAGCACUGUGUUUGUGGUAACAUCAGCUGAUGUGGUAGCUUUGUAAUGGCUCAACAAUGAACGUACGGUAGUUCCUGCACUUGUCACAUGAUGUGCAUGCAUGUGUCAAUCAGCCCUAUUAAAUAUACCAUCCCAUAUAUUUCUAAAAACUCCUUUUCACCAUUGUAUAAGCGUAGCUUGAAUGUCAAACCUAUUUCUUAAUGAGAUCAAAAUAUGGAAACAAAUGGCAUAUUGUUUAAGCAUCUGCUACUUUUUAGCUGGACACAAAUGAAGGACACAAUCUAUCACCAGUUGUGCUGCAAAAGAGGAGCCUAGGGUUCAAUGGCUGAAGCCACGGGUGCUUUCCCCUUUGUAUGAGAUGUAAACCUGGGUCUCUUUCACUGUGCAAUAGGUGGCGCUGCCAUUGAAAGACUCCUCAGAAGCAUCAGCUAACACAAGUGGUGAGUUAUCAAGACCAUGUUAACUUAAGUGUUCCAGUGUUUGCAUGGGUUUCCUAUUGUCUUCAAAGCUCAGUUCAAGAUGCUAGCUUUUACUUAGAGAGGGCGAUUGUGGCUCAGUUCUAAGGCACAUGCUCUGCACAUAUAAAAAGCCUCAUGUUCAAAGCUCUGUGUAUGUUUGAGAAUGUUCCAUCUAAAAUCCUGCAACUGAUCUGACUUGAUAGAAGGCAGUUCCCUGUAUAUUUGUAAAGUCAAACGUUUGGGGCUGAAGCUAGUUUGGCGACACAUCUUUUCUAUAUUUCAUCAUAAUGGAGCCCCCUGACACUCAACUCUCAGAAACAUACCAUUUAAUAGAGCAUCUUUCCCUGGAAGACUCACCAAAGUCCAUUUGGGCUGGCUCUGGUAAGCGUUGCAGGUGUAUAAAUUAAAAGCUGGGCAGGGGGAUAUGUGUUUAUUUUUUAAAAUAUUGCAAUCUGAUUGAAUUCUAUAAUGGGUUUUAUGCUGGAUAAUUUAGGUAUGGCAAUAAAUAAAUAAAGCUGCUCCAAAUGAUUCCAGCACAAUUUUUUUAAAAAAUCAACUCAAGAACUAAUUUGUCUUACAAAUGGCAGUUCAAAACUGGAAUAAAGCUGAACUGUUUAUUGACAUGGUAAAUUGCAUUCUAACGAUGCCAAAGCAGCCUUGCUGACAAAUUAUAGAAAUUGUUGUCACUGUAUGAUGCUUUAGGAGAUGGUAUGUUGCUCUUUCUUAUGUAUAUGGUACCAAAGUGAUAUUGUUUAAGACUAGCAUACUGGCCUUCGUGUACUGUAUCUUUUAUUUUUUACUCUUUUAAGGUUUAUAAAAUGUGGUUUGAUUAAUUAUUCUGUAGCUAUAAUAGACUUAAGUUUAGUUGUGACCAAAAAAAUCACUUUGUUUCCCUGCUUAAGAUUUGAAUGAUAAACAUACCUUAAAAUGGCCUCUCUGAAGUUUUCUACUAUUUAAUGACAACUGAUGGUGUUUCCUCCUUGGCAGGGGGUUGGACUGGAUGGCCCUUGUGGUCUCUUCCAACUCUACGAUUCUAUGAUUAGCUUGCAGAACACAUGCAGACUACGUAGGGCUGUUAUUUAUGUUUUGUGAUGGAGUUGUUUGUCCCUCUUCUCUUUUGACAUGUUCUCAACUAUGUCAUAUCUCUCUUCAAACAUGAUGACUUUUAAAAACUGAUAAGCACUGUGUAGGCAAACGCAUAACACUGAGGAAUACCUACAGGGGUGACAACCUGAAUAAAAUGGGAGGGGGGGUUAAGCCCUGCCCAACAUAGAAUUUCUAGAAAGGCCGGGCAUUCCCAUUCAAAGUGAAGGUAUAAAACUUGAUGUCACUUCAUUUCCUUAUUACCGUUGCCUGCUUUAAAUGUGCCAGUUAACUUUAUACUGCACAGAAGAGAUAACAUGAAUAACUAACAAUGAUUCCUGCGUCAUAAAGCCAUCUGUGACCUAGAUUUUGAACAUGAAAUAUAUCACUUAGGAAAACUACCUGUUUAAUAUAUCAGUUGGGCUAGACAUUUAGGUGGAGGGAAUGAGCAUUUUAAUAAAAAGCUUGUAAGACUGACAUGAUGGAGAAACCAAUUAACUUGCUAUACUGUUUCCAUUGUAUUUACUGUAUUCUGGAAAAAGUGAUACUGGAUUACUUGUCAGACAUUGUUCUGUAAUUUUUAGCACAUUU